AUGGAAUGGCAACCUAGGUGGGCUGGGGAUUUAAAGUAUGAGGUUUCACAUAAAAAUAGGAUGAUUCAAGAGAGGUUUGUGGUGGAUUUACUGGCCGGUUCAUGUAGUUGUAGGUUCUGGGGGUUGGCUGGCAUGCCUUGUAUGCAUGCUUGUUCUGCAAUAUUCAUGAAAGGAGACAACCCUGAGGACUACUGCAGUAACUAUUACACACCAGCAGCAUAUAUGGCAUGCUAUGGGACAACACUUAAUCCAAUUAAUGGUGAAAAUAUGUGGCCAAAGGUCGAACUUGAGACAAUUAGACCUCCAAUCUUCAGAGUCAAGCCUGGAAGACCUAGGAGAGUAAGAAUUAGAGAGCACGAUGAGGAUAGAUCACAAACAAAACUAAGAAGGAGUGGAACAUCAGUUACCUGCAACAACUAUGGCCAAUAUGGACACAAUAGGAGACAUUGUCCCAAUCCAGACAUAACAGGAAAUAACCCUGGAUCUGAAACUGCUGCUCCUUAG
Messenger RNA from Arachis stenosperma, 504 nucleotides. RefSeq lists its product as uncharacterized. Bases 1 to 504 code for a protein of 167 amino acids. NCBI's taxonomy places the organism in Eukaryota, Viridiplantae, Streptophyta, Magnoliopsida, Fabales, Fabaceae. Gene Ontology annotation, molecular function: zinc ion binding; nucleic acid binding. The transcript has 2 exons. The record is from RefSeq and is a predicted model, not a curated record.